Danaus plexippus (monarch butterfly) is the source of this 2239-nucleotide messenger RNA. RefSeq names its product poly(U)-binding-splicing factor half pint (gene hfp). Gene Ontology annotation, biological process: alternative mRNA splicing, via spliceosome; regulation of alternative mRNA splicing, via spliceosome; mRNA splice site recognition. Gene Ontology annotation, cellular component: precatalytic spliceosome; catalytic step 2 spliceosome. Bases 212 to 2011 code for a protein of 599 amino acids. The record is from RefSeq and is a predicted model, not a curated record. Gene Ontology annotation, molecular function: RNA binding. The transcript has 8 exons. Lineage: Eukaryota; Metazoa; Arthropoda; Insecta; Lepidoptera; Nymphalidae.
ACUUGUCAGUCACAUUAUAGUAGUGAUUUUGUAGCUAAGAAUUUCUAUCCGAAUUUAAGUAAAUUUAGAUUUGUUUCAUACACCCAAAGUUUAUUGUAAGGUUUACUUAAAAAACAGCGGUAUUUGUAGUAUAAGGAAUUACAAGGAUACUGUUAGUUCACAAUUUUAUUAUCACGUGUAAAUAUAAGUCAAAACGUUGCUGACAAAAAAUAUGGAAUUGUUGCAGGGCAUCGAGAUGAACGCAGGGAUGGGGGUGCCGGCUUCUUUGGGCGUCGUCUGUCCGCCGAGUGCGGCGAGCUCGGUGGGCGCGGUGGGCGCGGUGGGAGUGAUGGGCGCGAUGGGUGGCGCUUGUCCGACCGUGAGCGGAGACUUCCACGCGGCGCCUAUCUAUGACCUGUUGCAGGUCGGCGACGUGUUCACAGGGCCGGGCGCCAAGUGUUCUUCGCUGCCUGCCAUCCUUGGCGGAAACAUGCCGCGACUGUCCUCGGAACAAGCGGACGCCGUGGCGCGAGCCAAGAAGUACGCCAUGGAGCAGAGCAUCAAGAUGGUGCUGAUGAAGCAGACGCUGGCGCACCAACAGCAGCAGAUGGCCUCGCAAAGGACGCAGGUGCAGCGGCAACAGGCGCUCGCGCUCAUGUGCAGAGUGUACGUGGGGUCGAUAUCGUUCGAGCUCAAAGAGGACACGAUCCGCCAAGCGUUCCUGCCGUUCGGGCCGAUCAAGUCCAUCAACAUGUCGUGGGACCCAGUCACUCAGAAACACAAAGGGUUCGCCUUCGUCGAGUACGAGAUACCGGAGGCGGCGCAGCUGAGUCUCGAGCAGAUGAACGGAGUGAUGCUGGGCGGGAGUUCCUCUGUUUGCAGAAAUAUCAAAGUGGUAGGGAGACCUUCCAACAUGCCGCAGGCCCAGGCCGUCAUAGACGAGAUACAGGAGGAAGCAAAGCAGUACAACAGAAUAUACGUCGCCUCCAUACACCCGGAGCUGACGGAGGACGAUAUUAAGAACGUCUUCGAGGCGUUCGGUCCCAUCACGUAUUGCAAGCUGGCAUACGGAGCGUCCGCGCACAAACACAAGGGCUACGGGUUCAUCGAGUAUGCGACUCUCCCGGCCGCGCUGGAGGCGAUCGCCUCCAUGAACCUGUUCGACCUCGGUGGCCAGUACCUGCGGGUGGGACGCGCCAUCACUCCGCCCAAUGCUCUCGCCGGCCCGCCGCAAGCCUCCGCCAUGCCGACCGCGGCCGCCGUGGCCGCCGCCGCCGCCACCGCCAAGAUACAGGCCAUGGACGCCGUCGCCAGCAACGCCGUUGCGCUCGGACUGACCAAGCUCAACGCGCUCGGCGUUCCGCCCGCCGCCGCGCUGCCGACGCUCGCCGCCGCGCUGCCGGUGGCGCUGCCCGCCGCUCUGCCCGCCGCGCUCCCGGUCACUCUGCCGACCGCGCUUCCGGUCACUCUGCCGGUCACUCUGCCCGCCUCUCUGCCGGCCGCCCUGCCCCCGGCGCCGGUCAUCCCCCCGCCGGGUGUGGUGAUCCCGCCGCCUCCCCGUCCGCCCGCGGCCGAGCCCUCGGCGGACGGCGAGGGUGGCCAGCAGGCGGCGCUACAACGCAAGCUGCUGGACAGUUCGCCGGACACGCUCCAGCAGCAGGAGUCUUUGUCGAUCUCGGGUCAGUCGGCGCGACACCUCGUCAUGCAGAGACUGAUGAGGCGCCGCGCGAGCAGGACCGUGCUGCUCGAGAACAUGGUGGCGGCUCACGAGGUGGACGACGCGCUCCACCAUGAGAUACAGGAGGAGUGUUGCAAGUGGGGCCGGGUGGAGAGACUAGUCAUAUACAACGAGAGACAAAGCGAGGACGAUGACCCCGCACAUGCUGACGUUAAGAUAUUCGUCCAGUUCGCGGACCCCGAGGAGGCGGGAACUGCGGCCGGGGCUCUAUCCGGCCGAUACUUCGGAGGUCGUACGGUGCGCGCUCGGCUCUACGACCAGGACCUGUUCGACCACGGGGACCUCUCGGGCUGACGGGACCCGGACCACGACAAACCACACCUCACGACAUCUCGUGACUCGAGGCGACAACGCGCGACAGACACAUCAGUCUAAUAACUCGUUGGACAAAACUCUAGCAGUAGUAGCGGUCGUCUGUGGCGCAGUCAUGGAAUGUCUUAUGUAUAAGUUUAUUGAAACGCCCGACUGCUAAGUUUCCUUUGGCACAUUUUAUGUUUAAUAUAGUAUAGAAUAUGAACUGCA